AAAAAAAAAAAAAACCCUGCUCUAAACCCCAAAUACUCUCGCCGAUAUAUAAUCCCUUCGGCCAUCUUUUAGACCCCCUCUACUCCUUCGCCCUUCCGCUCCUUCGUCUAUUCGGUCACCUAGGGUUAGGGUUUGCUCUUUGGAGGAAUCAUGCUCGUCUACCAGGAUCUUCUCACAGCUAGGGGUUAUUUCUCUUCUUGUUCUGAUUAAGGUGGAGCUGACAUGAGGAUAGGAGAAGGAUGAAGUAAAUAUUAGAAUAAAAUACUAAAACUAUUUAUCUUUAUGAGAGCAUCAGGUCCUCCAAUUAAAAAAGUGGCUAUUUACAAGAUUGAUAGAGUUGACAGAAGGCAGGGAGGGUAGGACUGGAAUGAGAGAUCAAGGUGGAAAGUGAUUACUUUGUGAUCUACUUCCAAUCCGCUAUCAGGGGAUUGCAGGUGGACGGUUAUUUCAUCUUUCUGUAAGCCAUGAUUUGGCCCCCUGCCCUGGAGAUUUAGUGCUUCAAUUUGUUGCCAUUAAACCAGGCCAUCUAGAUGCGCUGUAAUGAUUUUCAGAACAUGUCAAGGCGAUGAGCUUUUGUCGGACUCAUUUCCCUACAAGGAAAUAGAGAAUGGUAUGCUGUGGGAAGUUGAAGGAAAGUGGGUCGUUCAAGGAGCAGUUUCUGUCAACAUUGGUGCAAACCCUUCCGCCGAAGGUGGUGAAGACGACGAAGGAGUUGAUGACCAGGCUGUUAAGGUGGUCGAUAUUGUGGACACUUUUAGGCUUCAGGAGCAACCGGCAUUCGAUAAGAAACAAUUUGUGACCUUCAUGAAGCGAUAUAUCAAAAAUUUGACUCCUAAAUUGGAUGCCGAGAAGCAGGAGCUAUUUAAGAAACACAUAGAGGGAGCUACCAAGUUCUUACUUUCAAAGCUUCGUGACCUGCAAUUAAUUCCAGCGCGUGGUGAUUGGACUGGUACAUGGGGCCUGCUGUCACCCGCAUGACCCCUGUGUACGGCACCAAUUCCCAGCUGCCCUAAGAGACUGGUCCACUGAGCAGAGAAGGGAGUGUGUUGGGAAGCAGCAAUCAUUAUACAUUUAUAUAUAGGGAUCUAUCAGUUAUUUUAUUUAGUAAUUAUUUGCUGUCUUAUUACUAUUGAACUGGGUACGAUAAAGCUAUAUUUUGUUUGCUUUUUUCGGUUCUGUUCUAUGAACUACUGUUACCAACUUACCAUAACUAUCCAGCCUUUUCCCUACUAUUUGGUGGUCGGCCUUCUAUGCAAUAAAGUGCUAUUUAGUAUAGUUCUG
Messenger RNA from Phoenix dactylifera (date palm), 1281 nucleotides. Lineage: Eukaryota; Viridiplantae; Streptophyta; Magnoliopsida; Arecales; Arecaceae. The record is from RefSeq and is a predicted model, not a curated record.